UCCUAGCUGGUAGAAGAGACUAAAACUCCUCUGAGCAACUGAAGUUUCCUUAUUCAGUUGAAGAUUGUGAUGGUGUAACAGAAGUUGUAGUUUGCUUCGCUUGUUAAUCCACUUUCCACUCCUCCCACCCUUGUUCUCUUAAGAACAUAGUACAGAUUGUUAGAAAUAGUAGUAUUUUCCCCACCCCAAACGCUACCUGUUCCUUCUUGCUUUGGACUGUCUGCACCUCCUGAAGAUUUUACAGCCAUGCUGGACUGCAGUGACUGUGUUCUAGACUCCAGAAUGAACAAUCCGUCAGAAAGCAGUAAACCGUCUAUGGAGAGUGGAGAUGCCAGCACAGGCACACAGACCAAUGGCCUGGACUUUCAGAAACAGCCCGUGCCUGUUGGAGGAGCAAUCUCCACAGCCCAGGCCCAGGCUUUCCUUGGACAUCUUCACCAGGUCCAGCUUGCUGGGACAAGUUUACAGGCUGCUGCUCAAUCUUUAAAUGUACAGUCUAAAUCUAAUGAAGAGUCGGGAGAUUCGCAGCAGUCAAGCCAGCCUUCCCAGCAGCCUUCAGUGCAGUCAGCCAUUCCCCAGACCCAGCUAAUGCUGGCUGGGGGACAGAUAACUGGGCUCACUUUGACCCCAGCCCAACAACAGUUGUUACUACAGCAGGCGCAGGCCCAGGCCCAGCUCCUGGCUGCUGCAGUGCAGCAGCACUCCGCCAGCCAACAACACAGUGCUGCUGGGGCCACCAUCUCAGCCUCUGCUGCCACACCCAUGACACAAAUCCCCCUGUCUCAGCCCAUACAGAUUGCACAGGAUCUUCAACAAUUGCAACAGCUUCAGCAGCAAAAUCUCAACUUGCAACAGUUCGUGUUGGUGCACCCAACCACCAACUUGCAACCAGCACAGUUUAUCAUCUCACAGACUCCCCAGGGCCAGCAGGGUCUCCUGCAAGCGCAAAAUCUUUUAACGCAACUACCUCAGCAAAGCCAAGCCAACCUCCUACAGCCACAGCCAAGCAUCACCCUCACAUCCCAGCCUACCACCCCAACUCGCACAAUAGCGGCAACCCCAAUUCAGACACUUCCACAGAGCCAGACAACACCAAAGCGAAUUGAUACUCCCAGCUUGGAGGAGCCCAGUGACCUUGAGGAGCUUGAGCAGUUUGCCAAGACUUUCAAACAAAGAAGGAUCAAACUUGGAUUCACUCAGGGUGAUGUUGGGCUCGCUAUGGGGAAAUUAUAUGGAAAUGACUUCAGCCAAACCACCAUCUCCCGCUUUGAAGCAUUGAACCUCAGCUUUAAGAACAUGUGCAAGUUAAAGCCCCUGUUAGAGAAGUGGCUAAAUGAUGCAGAGAAUCUCUCGUCUGAUUCUACAGCAUCUAGCCCAAGUGCUUUGAAUUCUCCAGGGUUGGGGGCUGAGGGCUUGAAUCGAAGAAGAAAAAAACGCACCAGCAUAGAGACCAACAUCCGUGUGGCCUUAGAGAAGAGUUUCAUGGAGAAUCAAAAGCCUACCUCGGAAGAUAUCACCUUGAUUGCUGAACAGCUCAAUAUGGAAAAGGAGGUGAUUCGUGUUUGGUUUUGUAACCGCCGCCAGAAGGAGAAAAGAAUCAACCCACCAAGCAGUGGUGGGACCAGCAACUCACCUAUCAAAGCAAUUUUCCCCAGCCCAACCUCACUGGUGGCAACCACUCCAAGCCUUGUGACAAGCAGUACAGCAACUACCCUCACAGUCAACCCUGUCCUCCCCUUAACCAGUGCUGCCGUGACUAACCUCUCUCUUGCAGAUCAAGGGCUAGAUCUUAGAAGAGGAUGCAGCUGGGAAGUGCUUAGGAGUCUACCAGACGGAGUCACCACCGCAGCAGGCACUACCGACUCCACGUCCAACAGCACGGCCACUGUGAUUUCCACAGCACCCCCCGCUUCCUCAGCAGUCACAUCCCCCUCCCUGAGUCCCUCUCCUUCUGCCUCAGCCUCCACCUCUGAGGCCUCUAGUGCCAGUGAGACCAGCACAACACAUACCACCUCCACGCCUCUUCCCUCCCCUCUCGGAGCCAGCCAGGUAAUGGUGACAGCAUCCGGCUUGCAGACAGCAGCUGCUGCUGCUCUCCAAGGAGCUGCUCAGUUGCCAGCAAAUGCCAGUCUUGCUGCUAUGGCUGCUGCUGCAGGACUCAACCCAGGCCUGAUGGCACCCUCACAGUUUGCUGCUGGAGGUGCCUUACUCAGUCUCAAUCCGGGGACUCUGGGUGGCGCGCUCAGCCCAGCCCUGAUGAGCAACAGCACACUGGCAACGAUUCAAGCUCUUGCUUCUAGUGGCUCUCUUCCAAUAACAUCUCUGGAUGCAACUGGGAACCUGGUAUUUGCCAAUGCAGGAGGAGCCCCGAACAUCGUGACUGCUCCUCUGUUCCUGAACCCUCAGAACCUCUCUCUGCUCACCAGCAACCCAGUAAGCUUGGUUUCUGCUGCUGCAGCCUCCACAGGGAACUCCACACCUACAGCCAGCCUUCAUGCCUCCUCCACCUCAACUGAGUCCAUCCAGAACUCUCUGUUCACAGUCGCCUCUGCCAGCGGGGCGGCCUCCACCACCACAGCUGCCUCCAAGGCACAGUGAGCUGGGCACAGAGCUGGGCUGCCACGGGCUUUCCUCACUGCAGGGCGAUAAGCUGCUGCUGAAGAAAAUGACACCUGCCAUUGCUUCCUCCCACCAUCUUUGUGAGGAUGAGGAAGACAUGGAGAGAAGAAAAAAUAUACAUACCAGAAAAAAAAAAGGAAUGGAGACAGGACAGCAUUUGCCUAAUUUUAUAAUAAAACAGUAUCUUUUCAGGAUUGCUUCAUGAAUUGGAGAACUUUCUAACCAAAAAUUUUAAAGGAAAAAAAAAACAGAAACAAAAAAUCAAAAACAGACAGACAAAAAUAAGUGAAAGGACUACUUAUCAUUUCCAGCAGUCAUGAUGACAAGCUAAGGGUGUUUCUAGACUACAUAAAUGAGCCCAUUGAAAAGGAAGAGCUUGUGAAAAUGGAUGAAGAUGGAUGAGGGCAGAGGAAGAGUGUGAGCAUGUCCAGGUGUGCAGAUGACAGAGACAGAUAUGGAUGUGUGCCCAAGGAAUGCAGAGGUGAGUGAUGUAUCUUGAUCUAGGAAAAUUAAGGUGAAGUGAGUCAUCUUUUGUCAUGUUAGUGACUGCUGUGCUAGUAGUAGCCCAACAUUUUUAAAACUUUAUUUCCUUUUCUUAUACCAAGGAUAGUGUUGUCUAGACCAAACCACAAACAAAAGAAAACCAAGCCAAGAGGUUGAAAGCUAACACAAGUUGAAAGCUAACCACACACUUGGCACCUGUAAUAAGGUGGGGCAUUUAAGGAUUGGGUGAUGAGAUGGAAGAAGAGUUGUUCUUUCUUGUGGGAAAUGUGAAUGAGAAACUAUGUUGGUUUAGGAAAAAAUUAAACCCUUUCUGCCCUCGUUCUGGGACAGACUUUCUUGGCUCCUUGAGUUCUAAUAUAAACUAUAUUUCAAGAACUAAUUUUUUUAACAUGUCCCAUCUCACAGAACUUGAGUGGGAUUUGAUUUUGAUACCAAAGACACUGCUAUACCAUUGCUUAAGCUUUCUAGACACUCAGUGGCGAUAGAGCAAACACUGAGGUUGGAAAGCUUCGUCUCGUCUCUGUUCUCCCCAUUCCCCAUCGGCCUCACCCCGUCCUCACAUUUGGAAGCUGUCUUGUUGGUUGCUCUGGCUUUGGAAAGAGAUUGAUUUUGUUCCUCCCUGCUGGUCUAUGGAGACUAGUAGGAUGACUCAGCAUAAUGUUGAUAACUCUUGCUGAGAAAGAAACUUGGGAGUGCAAAAAAAUAGUAGAACUUUUAUUUACCUUUAUCUAAUUCAUACAAAUAAAACCAGCCCAUCCGACCUUAGAGCAACAGUCAGGAAUUGGUUAUGAGGAGCAGACUACAGCCAAAUGAUGUUUUCUUCUUAACUCUCCUGUAGAGGUGGUUUGCUCCAUGGUGUUUCUAGGAUAGGGCUGCUGGGAAGUUAAGAAGUUGAUUGUGUAGGCAUACUUUUGAUAAACAUAGACAGGGAGAGAGGGAAGACCAGCAAACGUGAUCAGGUUGCUAAACUUCAUGAAAGCUUUACUUGUUAUCAUUCUGACAUUCUAUAAAAUAGUGUUAGUGCUGUGUGGUUUUUUCAAAGCAUUAGGUAGGUUUGUAUGGUAAUAGGGAUAUUGAAGAUCCAAGCACUGAAACCGAUGCUGUGGGAAAACCGUGUGUGCAUCAUUAACACCAUGUCAGUUGUGAAAGUGAUGCUCCCAGGUUCAGGGAGGGAAACAGUUUAUGAUCCUUCCGCAUCCCUGAGUCUGCCCGUGCUACACAGGACUCCACCACCCUUGCCACGUUCUGGUUCAAAUACAGAACACUGUCAGAAAGUUAAGACAACCAAACUAAUGUAGUAGGGGAGGGGAGGAGCCGAGUCUGCUGCGAAGUUUUCCCAUGUUUUCUUUACUUGCUCAUCACUGCAACAGCCACAACCUCACAAAAGCAGCUUCACGCUUCUUUCCUAAAGUGGGAGUGGUAUCUCUAUCACUACCUCCCAGGGUCUGCAGACAGCUGGUGACAGUGCAGUUUCCAUGGGGCAGCAAAUGCGUGCGAGCUCCUUACAUGAUCUCCUUAGAGAAAAGUGGACAGAGUCAGUGCUCAUCCAGCCCUGAGAGUGUCAUUCUCAGGCUCUGAGAAUUACAGGAAGAAACAACACGCAUGUUCCCACACUGGUGUGACAUGUGUCUAAGGAGCUCUGUGGUAGGUUGGCUGGGGAAGAUGUAUGUGUCUUGGGUUCCAUUCCUACAUGAGUCCACAGAAGGUAAGAGUGAAGUGAACUAGUUAGUGCUAGCCUGGUUAGGUUUAAAGUUGCAGACAGUAUGGGAGUCAGGGUAGUGUGUUCAACAAGACUCUGACCGUGUUACAUCAGUGACUUCCUGCACUAUAAAUGGUGUAUGGUGAGAGGAAGGCUUCUUUCCACUCCCUACCUACCUCUGCUUCCAUGGGAAUGUGUGCAUUACUCAGUCCACCAGAGGGCUCACUGAAGGAGCUGUUCUGUCCCUAGAGUGGCCCUCAGCCAUUGCUCUCCUCUGUGGUAGUGAAGGCUAGGUGAGUAAGAGUGGGAGUGUCUGCCCACCACCUGUCCAGGAGCUGUUGUAUACCUCAUUUCUAACUCUGACUGCAUAACGCUUUAACUUCCUCUCAACCCUACAGAGUUGCCAAGUCUGCCCUCCCUCUUCUCAGCAACAUUAAACUCUGGCCUAUAGCAUCAUAAGACCUGUCGCCUGGGAUGAGAUGCCCCUCCCCAACCCACCCCAAAGCCUCUGAAUGUCUCUGCUUUUAAGCUACUACAAACCAAGGGCAAAUUGCAAUCUCUUGUUGGUUUUUUGUUGCUAGGGAUCAUCACAGGUCUCUUACCAUGUUCCCCCCCACCACCUUGCCUUCAAGGACUGCCAGCUCUCCUCUCCCCACCUACCCCGCAUUUCUAACUGCUGGAUAUACAUCAGCUUCUCUGUCCUUGCUUUUUCCAAGUGAGGUCAAGGCUUACCUUUCCCCCUCUGAAGCCUUGGGGUUCUACUCAUUGACAGGACUUGGUAGAAAGGAUACCAAAGGUUCAUUUAAGCUGACUCAAGCUACACAGUUCACUUGUUUCCUGUGUGACAUGACCAAAAAAAAAUCCAAAUAUUUAAGUUUAUUAUUAAUAUAUAAUAAUUAUUAUUAUUAUUUGACAAUCUUAUAUCCAACGGGCUUUCUGGAAGCUGCUUCUCCAGCCCUUUCAACGUUUUCUUUGAAUGUCGUUCUUAACUUGCAAUUCCACCCCCAAAGUUGGGGGGGAAAGAAAAGGCUUAGCCAGGUCAGGUCCUAACACUGCUGCUGUAAGCCAGGGGAGGCUGGUUUCUUUGUUUUGUUUUGUUUUUCCAUUUCCAGCCAAAACCAAAGAUUUCUUAAUGAUUGUAUAAACUCAAAACAAACAAAAAACCAAAGAAAAGGGAAGUCUUCGGCAUCAAUCCAGUCUGUGGUGUCCUGGCACUUGGAGGCAUGCCCAAGGCACCUGGCCCGCUCAAAAAGGCAAGCAAGUCUUUUCUAAGUUGAGGGAUUCCUUCAGAUGCAUGCUCAGGAGUUUUGACCUUGCUCACUUGUGAGCAGAGCAUGCAUGAAAGAAACUGGAACAUCACAUUUUUCAAAAAAAAAAAAAAAAGCCAAAAUCCCA
Molecule: messenger RNA, 6217 nt
Organism: Grammomys surdaster
Lineage: Eukaryota; Metazoa; Chordata; Mammalia; Rodentia; Muridae
Gene: Pou2f1
Product: POU class 2 homeobox 1
Exons: 19
Coding region: 247-2598 (783 amino acids)
Biological process (GO): regulation of transcription by RNA polymerase II
Cellular component (GO): nucleus
Molecular function (GO): RNA polymerase II cis-regulatory region sequence-specific DNA binding; DNA-binding transcription factor activity, RNA polymerase II-specific
Source: RefSeq, a predicted model, not a curated record